Molecule: messenger RNA, 1909 nt
Organism: Prorocentrum cordatum
Lineage: Eukaryota; Dinophyceae; Prorocentrales; Prorocentraceae
Source: the annotation of a GenBank genome assembly
GGCCACCAAGUGGGCCCAAAGACAGGCCAAGAGGGCCUCCGUAGACAUCUUGGUUCAAGCCAUUGACCCAGUGGAGGUCUCCAAGUUGGUAUCCUGUCUGGUUCCGGGCUGGACAGCCCCCCAUCGCCAGACUCCGCGCCAUGCUUCAGGAUGGUGAGGCGGCUCUCGCCGAGCAGGGGAAGGGGAAGGUGGCGCGCCCUGAGCCGGACGGGAUCAGCUUGGCCCUCACGCGAUGCCCAACGGAAGCGCUGCUCGCCUUCUCCGUCGGCGACGGCGGCCAGGACGCCAACGCGCACGAGGAGAGCUGGAGCUGGGGCGCCACCGCGCUGUCGGAGAACGGCGGCGAACUGGCGCUCCUCGAGGUGACGUCCCUCGCCAGCCCGCGCCCCAGCCCCCCCCAGGCGCCUCAGGUCCGAGGCGUACUGGGAGCAGAAGGCCGCCGUCGCCGCCAGGUGGCCCGCACGUUCGCCUUGGGAGCUGGGCGUGAGGGCGCGUCGCCCGUGCCUCGACGAAGGUGGGAGCGGUCUGGCCGGCAGCCGCGAAGGGCACCGCUUCGGGCCCGCGGCGCCCGCGGCGCCGGCGGCGGGGCGCGCCGAGGGCGACGGCGCGAUCGGCAGCCCCGGGAGCCGGGCGGGCGCCAUCUCGAGGGCGUUGCGCCGCGAGGCGCGCGGGCCCCCCGCGCCGCCGGGGUCGCCCUCGGCGGCGCUCGGGGCCGCUCCGAGCUCGCGCGGCUGAUCUCGAGCAAAAGUCGGCGGUGAGCCCGGGGGGGGGAAGGCAGUAGAACCAAACCACACUGACGUCUUCCUCUGUAUGAUCGUGCCGCCUGGCCAGGAGAGCCGCCAGCUAGUGGCGCGUGCCGUCAGCGCCCGCCUGGCCGCGUCCAUUUGGGGGCAGCGGUCAGGGGAGCUUCCCUCAGUCCAGGGCGAGCCCUGCACCUCGUAUCAGAUGGAUCAACGUGGACGCCUCCUGCCUCGCGCGCCAGACGCACGGCACGAAUUUUUAUCCUAGGACUUUUUUGUAGUGAUUCUGGAUGUUCCAAAUUUUGCCAGUCACUGCACUACUUGGCAUGGUUCACGCCAGCCCAGGGGAAUAGCAUGGAAACGGCGCAGGGCACGCCACGUGGCCACGGGCUGUCAGCCGCGCCGUAUAUAUUGCGUGAUACGCAGCUUCGUCCACAGCGUCAAGCGCAAUGUGGGCGGAAAAGUUUAAGCACGUGCUGCUGUACAGUCUCGGCGUACGUCCAAGUAGGGCCGACUCAGAGUCUGUCCUGCGUUUCUUGCGCCAUGUCUUACCAUGAUGGUGUUGGCAACAAUUUGUUCAUUCCUCGCCCAGUGGUGGCCAAUCCCCGAUCUUCAUGGCAACAGUUUCUUUUAAUGCCGCGCCCAGUGGUGGCGAACCUUCAAUCUUCAUCCUCCUCCUGCUCCGUCUAGGUUUCUUUGGAAGCGCUGCAGCGCCCACAUUUUUUUGGGGCGGGCAUUACCGCCACGUCCAGUUAGGGCCGAGCCUCAGGGAUUCGUCUGUGGUUUUGGCACCAUGUCUCACCAUUAUGGUGUUGGCAACAACUGUUUCAAGCCGCGCCCAGUGGUGGCAACCACCGGGUGUUCAUUCUCCUCCUCCUGCUCCUCAUCGAUUUCUUGUUUACCUGCUGCCUCCUGCUCCUCCUCCUCACUCUGCAGGAAAUCUUUAUGUAGCUUGUAUAACUCAACCUUGGGGUCUUGAGUCUUUGAAGCCGACUUCUCCGUCGCUUUUCAGCUAGCGCUCGGAGAUUCAGCGUUGCAGACGCGUUUAAUACAGUAGAGUUUCGCUCCGAACGCGAGGGCGACGGCGAAGAGUGAUAAAGACGGGCCAAGACGGCCCCAAGAUGGCCCAAGAGUGGCCCAAGACUGCCUAAGAAGGCUUCAAGAUGGCC